Molecule: messenger RNA, 3879 nt
Organism: Symbiodinium sp. CCMP2592
Lineage: Eukaryota; Dinophyceae; Suessiales; Symbiodiniaceae
Source: the annotation of a GenBank genome assembly
AUGGCGACGAACAAUGCGAUCACGGGGGCAGGUACCGGGAGCGAAGCCAGGUCUGAAGGGGCUCCACCUCACUCCACUCCAAAGCGAGCUCGCGAACACGAACAGAACGGCGAAGACCCGGGGGAACAACCACUGACACUUGCUCUACUACAACAAGCUCUGCAGGUCAGCCAAAGGGAGAUUACCCACUCGCUCCAUGAGUCCUUGGAGGGGAUUGGCAGACGAGUCGAGAACCUGGAAGGCAACUUCGAGCAGCACGUCGAACGAACAACACAACUGCUGGGGGCAAUGACCGACCGCCACUGCGACAUCGAACACACUGUCAAGAAGGUCGACCAAUCCUAUGAGGAAGUGCGCCGCCGCCUGGAGCUGCUGGAGGGCAAGUUCGCCACCGCAUCCUUCUCUACAACAACCAACACAAGCCUGCGCAGCACAGACACCGGGGGACAAGAAAAUGCCCGCCCGGCUGUCAUCAUGGGGGGAUGGGACGCAGACCAGAGUGCAAGCGAAACCCUGCGACUGGUAAAACAGCACAUCGCCGAGCUCCACAUCGACAUUGACAUGGACGAUGCCUUCGUCCCAGGAAUCCGGCGGGGAUUCGCCAUCGUCCCCGUUGCAGCAAGAGCCAAUGAAAGCCAAGGGGAUUUUCGAGCUCGCCUUCGUGAAGCCUUGAAGGAGAUACGAGAGUCCAAGGUCAUCACGGGGCAAAGGCCUGAAGGGGGAGACCGCCAUUUCUGGGCAGCCAUGUGUGAAAGUCCCGAGCGUCGCAAACGAGCCCAAUUUGCAGGCAAAGUAAAGAGAUUGAUCUUGGAGAUGCAGGGGGACAAGCACAAGCUCGACGUGGAAUUCGGCACUGGCAACGUAUGGUACAGCAGUGUCAAGAUCGCAUCCGCUACUACAUCACCACCGCCUGGAGCCGAGACGGAUCCCGGGGAAGUGCAUGCAGUCACAUGGAAUGUUGGGGGACUGACACCACUUCGAGCCCUCCAGCUUCUUCGUGACCUUCGAAAAGAACGAAUUCACCCUUUCCAUGAGUCCUUCGUGCUACUCCUCCAAGAGAUAGUGGUCGACGAGGGCAAGCACACCCACGAACUCGACGACAUUCAGAUGAUUGCAGGUAAACGCACAGAUGACUGGCGUGGCACAGCGAUUGCCCAUACAGCCGAUAUGCAGCACAACCGUCACAAGCUGCUGGACCAUGCCAACUGCGCUGUGAUCUGCAUGAACAAACUCCGCGUCACCGUGACCUCCGGGCACAUACCACACCACUGCACCGUAAUCGAGUGUUGUGGCAUCCUGGAGAACUGGAAACAGCACGUCCAGGGGGACAGGAAGAUCGUGAUAGGCAUGGACGCAAACGAGACCUUCAAGGCUGGGCAUGAAACUGAUGUGCUCUCUGACUCGGCACGAGGGGAACUUAUCCUCACGUGGUGGAUGGCACUGAAGGGCGAUUUCCCCAUACAGCAGCUCGCCAAGCCCUCGUAUUACCCGUACAACCACCGCAUGAAUCCACGCCGCCUGGACUAUGUGCUCACGAAGACUAUAACCACCCAAGCGGGGGACGUGGGGAGCCUUCGGAACCUGGCGAUCAGUGACCAUGAACCAGUGUGGGUGCCCUGCUUGAUGCCACUGGCAAGAACCCAACCGGCAAAACGCGAGAAGCCUUGGGGCUGCCGGCAAUUGCGAAAUGCCACAGUCGUCGAGAAGAUCCUGGACGACAGACCACGUGUCUCUGGCGACCCUCUUUGGCAACUUCGCGAGAUUGCGGUAGCCGUCACGAAGCCUGGCAGGGGGAUCCUUGGAUUCCGGGAAAGCGAGGAGCUAAAAACUCGACGGCAGCUGAUCAUCCGCAUGAUCCCGGGGGAUGAACAGAGACGCCAGUGGAAAGAAGUGCUGAAGCUUCGCAGACAAGAACAUCGCCAAUGGAAAACGACCAUGCACGAGAAGGCGGGGAAAGGCUUCUGGCAUUCUAAGAAAAUCAUGGACAGCGACGGGCACACCACAGCCUGGGAACUACAACUACAAGACGAUGAACGUUGGCGGGAGACCUUGCACAAGCACUUCAGCGACAUUUUCAACAAGCAACGACGUCCUGAAGUGGACCGGAAAAUCUCGGAGAUCAACGACAAGCUGACCGCUAUGUGCAAACUCACAAAGUGGUGCCCCUUCGACGAAACUGAGCUGAAGGCUGUUCGAAAAAGGUGGAAAAAUGGGAAGUCCUGCGGGUUGGACAGUAUCGCCAACGAAGCACUCAAGGCCCUCUCCAAGCAUGACUACUGGCGGGGGAAGCUGCUGUACUUUCUCAAUGACUUGCUGUACGUCGGCAAGCUGCCACAAGGCCUCGAAGCUGGAGUCACCGUACUCUUAGCGAAGUGCCCCACCCCCCAGUCCUGGGGGGAUACAAGACCUAUUACCUUAAGUUCGACGUUGCUGAAAACUUUUUCGCAGCUGAUCAUACACCGAACCGCCCAUAUGGUACAAGGUCCGUCAAGACUACAGUGGUCACGACGCCAUCGACAAGGGGUGGAACUCAUCAUGAUGUUGAGGAAGGUCUGCAGAACAGCACAUGACUGGGGAAUCCCCAUGUACAUUGCCAAACUGGACAUUCGCAAGGCAUUCGACUCUAUCUACCAGGAGGCGCUCGCCGAACAGAUCGCCCACGAUGUGGGGGAAGUCGGGGGAUCCCCCUGGGAAGCUCGAGCGUGGGUACAACUUCUGCACGCCCAGAAGGUCACUGUACAUUUCCGGGGGGAAAACUUCGACGUGGACCAAACUAAUGGCGUCCGUCAGGGGAGCCCCGAUAGCCCCAUCGCAUUUGGACGUGUGGUCGCCCUCGAGCUGGAACGCUCGAUCCAGCAGUCCGCGCCCGCAAAGUGCACUUUCGGGGAACCACCACCGGAAGAUGGAUGUUGCUACAUGGACGACAGCUACAUAUGGUCGACCACGCGACACCACCUACAGACCAUGCUGGACAGGCUGGGGGACAACCUUCCACCCAAGGGCCUGGACAUCCACCCCGACAAGACGGAGAUCAUCGACAACCAGCAGGGGGGAGUAUCCUUCCAGGUGGCGGGGAACACCGUGACCAGCAAAGGGCCCAAGCACAUCAUCAGAACUCUGGGGAGCCCGAUCUGUUUUGCCAGCCCCCCUGCUAUACUCGUAGCCGAAAUGCAAGGCCGGGGGAGACGUGCCUUCAGCAAACACAGGGGGACGCUCAUGUCGAAGGCCCCUCUCAAAAGCCGCUUGCAGCUCCACACAGUGCUAGUCAGACAGAGCGCCUUAUGGGCGUGCGAAACGUGGCCAUGCGUGGACUAUGUGCUGAAAGCCGCCAACGCCUUGCAGUUACUGCAUACAAGGACUAUGAUGUCCCCCCAGCGUCACGCGGGGGAGUCCUGGCCGGACUGGAAUGCAAGGACUAUGCGAAGGGCACGCCUGCAGCUGCACCAGUGCAAAAUCGACAGAUGGAGCAGCUUCAUCCUUCAGCAGAUAUGGGGGCUGAUGGGACACAUAGCACGCGGAGACAUAGUCGCUUCAAAAAUGCUCCGAUGGCGUGACCUCCGCUGGUGGCGCAUCGAACAAUCGGUUCCGCAGAGCUGGGGCGGCGAACGACAUGCCAGCCGCUUCCACCCUUUGCUAGACGUGGAACGCCAGAUCAGCGACAUAGCCGGGGAAGCAUGGCAGGAGACCGCCCAGAACAGACUGGUCUGGGAAACUCUGGGGGAGCAGUUCGUCGAACGUUUCGACGUACCCUGGACCUCGGGGAACCAAGCCCAGCUCGAGAACUUGGCGCCAAACCGUGCGGCGGAGACCACCACAAGAACCAGUACCAAGAAGAGGAAAAGAAAACCCAGAAUGCUGAAGUACGACGAGAGCCGAUGA